GCAUGGGGAGAUGGGGUUUGGUGUAAACUGCAGUUCCUGCAGGGAACACGGGGCACCACGUGCUCACUUGCUUUGCUUGUGCUGGGCCCAGGCCUGCAGACUUCCUGGGAGACGGGCCCAUCUCCUUGCCAGGCCCCUUGCAUCAGCCCUUCGCUGCUCCCACUAAUCCCAGCGCCUUGUGCUCCUGCAGCUGGAUUUCUCCAUGCGGCAGGUCCUGGUGCUGGGCCUGGAUGGGGCUGGCAAGAGCAGCGUUCUCCACUACAUGGCCAGCGAGGCCGCCAAGGACCGCACAGCACCCACCGAGGGCUUCAACUCCGUCCAGCUGGACGCAGGCGGCUUCCAGAUCGACCUGCUGGAGCUCGGCGGCAGCCAGAACCUGCGAUUUUACUGGAACCAGUACCUGAGCCAGGCCCACGUGCUGGUGUUUGUAGUGGACUCUGCGGAUGGGCCACGCCUCCCCACCGCUCGCCAGGAGCUGCACUGCCUGCUGGCUGAGGAUCAGCGCUUGCCCUUGGUCGUCCUGGCCAAUAAACAGGACAAGAGCGACGCGCUGAGCGUGGCCGAGCUGCACCAGGAGCUGGCCCUGCACACGCUGAACGGUCAGAGGGAGUUCUUCCUGCUGCCCACGAGCGCCACCCACGCUGCGCUGGCCACCGCCACCGGGAUCUGGCGCGUCAAGUCUCUGCUGGUGGAACUGCUCUCCCAGCUCUGACGUGCUCGUCGCGCCCGAGACGGGCCGGCUGGACGGACCCUGCUGCACUCGUGUUUGCCUGGCCCAGAGGCGCUGGGCUGCAGACGGCUGGCUUUCUGCUGUCGGGCCAGAGCUGCUCUGCCUCCAUCCCCUAUCGGGAGAUGCUGUGAAGUGGCACCCCCUUGGGCUCAGGCAGGCUGCCCUCAGCACCCAGAGGGCUGGCCCAGCCACGGACCUCAGGGAGAUGGAAGAACAGCAGGGGCAGGUGGGCAGCACCCAGCAUGGGGCACGGGAUGCACCAGGCCCUACAGCGCCCCAGCCCAAACAGGCAGCUGCGCCGGUGGCUGGUGGCCUCUUGUGACACUGGGCUGGCCCCGUGGCCUGCAGACAGGCCACUCUCUGCAUCUGGCACAGGGAGGGCAGGAGAUGGAGCCAUAGGGACAUCUGCAGUGAGGCUCUAGGCAGGAAUGGUCUGUCCUUGGCGUGAAGGGCUCCUUCCCUGGGGUUAAUGGGCUGCUGCCUGCUUGCCGGUGCAGACACGACCGGCCGCCCUUUGCAGGGCUGCUGGGAACUGGAGUCAGGCGCUUUCAGUACCGACAAGGAGGCCGGCGGCA
This is a messenger RNA of Pelodiscus sinensis (Chinese soft-shelled turtle), 1305 nucleotides long. NCBI's taxonomy places the organism in Eukaryota, Metazoa, Chordata, Testudines, Trionychidae. The record is from RefSeq and is a predicted model, not a curated record.